ACUUGAACGACGGCGGUUCGACUGUGAACCGGAGAAGUUCGAAUUUCCCGCGAUGGCGGAGUAAUACAAAAUUCGCAGUGGCUCGAGCACGUGAUCAACGUCGUCGUCGUCUGUCGCUUCUGCCUUCUGCUCGCUCCGCCGCGUACGUACUACGUCAGGCGGCGAGACGUUUACGCCCUUAAAUUUUCCUCGUUAUCAAAGUCUGAACGUGCUGUCCGCUACUCGUAGCUGGCACCGGUGCCUAACAUCGCCGUCAGUUUCCACAGCCUCGCCGAAUCGCAGGGCUACGGUGCUAAUUUCGGCCCAGGGGACUCGCAAGAUUCGGAUACCGUCGCCUAUUCGUAUAAACCGUCGGACAAGACACCAGGAUGGCCGGAAGGUACACCACCUACAACACCGGCGGAUCCAACAUGUCGAGUGGCUUUGAAAACUACCAGAAUGCGUCCCAGAACAUCGGGACAAACAUUCAGAAGAUGACGCAGAACGUGGUGUCCAUGAACAAGAUGGUCCAGCAGCUUGGGACGUCGCAGGACUCUGGAACUCUGAGAGCACAGCUGCUGCAGAUCCAGCAGUACACGCAGCAGCUGGCCAAGGACACAAACCGGCAGCUGCGGGAGCUGGUGGCCCCCAAGCUGGUGAAGGACAAGCUGACCAACGAGUUCUCGGAGGCCCUGCGCAACUUCCAGCUGGUGCAGAGGGCGGAGGCCGACAAGGAGAAGGACUCAGUCAAGCGGGCCAGGGCCGCCUCGGGACUCGCAUUGGAGCCCCAGCAGCAGCCGGGCCGGCGGGGCAACCUGAUAGAGCUGGCGUCCCCCCAGCAGCCCGAGCCUCCGCAGCAGCAGCAGCAGAGCUACGCCAUGAUGGACGAGCAAGUGAACCUGGAGAUGCUGCGCGAGCGGGAGCAGGCCAUCAGCAAGCUCGAGUCGGACAUCCAGGACGUCAACUCCAUCUUCAAGGACCUGGCCACCAUGGUGCACGAUCAGGGAGACAUGAUCGAUAGCAUCGAGGCCAACGUGGAGAGUGCGGCGGUGCACGUGGAUGAAGGGGUCCAGCAGGUGGCCAAGGCAAGGCAGCACCAGGAAAAAGCGCGCAAGAAGAUGUUCUGCUUGCUCAUCAUCGCGGCCAUUGUGCUUGCGACGCUGAUCACCAUCAUUGUGGUCUCCACCAGAUAACCGACUGGCCCAAACACUUCGCCGAUCCCAUACGAAGACAGAGCGGUGGCAGAGGAAAGGGGCGGCCUUGUUCCGACUUAUUUAUGAAGCCCCUAGGUUACACCCGCGCCCCAACAGGGCGAGAGUCUACCUUUCUUCGUGGUGCCACCGUCCUAACAUUCCGUUAAGCGGACGCAAAGGCCUCAAGUUUCUGCAAACGUCUGGUCAGAUGGUCUAUAUGGGUGGGUAGCCAAAAACGACGCUUCCAAGUUGCCAUCCCUCGUUACGGACCCAGAUAAUGUUUAACCGCUGCGGGGGCGCUCCGUCGUUCGCUCGAUAUAUGUUUAAUAAAAUGCCGUGUAAAUAGAGACUGUGACUGUCCCACAGUAACAGUGGAAGAACUGUGCAGGUACCGACGUUGGCAGCUGGAAUACAAAUAAAACGAGUGUGUGCGGA
Ixodes scapularis (black-legged tick) is the source of this 1607-nucleotide messenger RNA. RefSeq names its product syntaxin-12. The record is from RefSeq and is a predicted model, not a curated record. Gene Ontology annotation, biological process: vesicle fusion; vesicle-mediated transport; intracellular protein transport. Bases 369 to 1172 code for a protein of 267 amino acids. Lineage: Eukaryota; Metazoa; Arthropoda; Arachnida; Ixodida; Ixodidae. The transcript is spliced from 9 exons. Gene Ontology annotation, cellular component: membrane; SNARE complex; synaptic vesicle. Gene Ontology annotation, molecular function: SNARE binding; SNAP receptor activity.